Moneuplotes crassus is the source of this 2534-nucleotide messenger RNA. The record is from the annotation of a GenBank genome assembly. NCBI's taxonomy places the organism in Eukaryota, Ciliophora, Spirotrichea, Euplotida, Euplotidae.
GGCCAUUCGAUCACAAUAAUAUGCUGCGUUCAUGCAUUUUAGAUAAAAGGAGGCCCAGAGUCAUACUCGGAGGCCUCAAGAACCUCCGGAUGUUUUCGACCAAGCAGACAGCGAGCAGAGCCAUCCCAAUCGCUGAGGCUGCGACUCGUUCGAACAAUCUUCCAUACAGAACUUCAAUUUUCAAUAAUUACUAUUGGGUGAGGCAGCAGGUGAGGACGAGCUGAUUAGCAAUGAAGCAGUAUCUUCCUGGAGAACUCCCGUACAUCUUCCACAAGCGAGCGCCCAAAGGAUUCGAAAAGUUCCUCAGAGAUAAGAAAGAGCAGAAGAAAAAGGAUGAGACUCAGAAAGACAAAGACGAUAAAGAAUCUCAAAAAGACAAAGAAAGUGAGUCUGAAGAAGAACACCACGACACUAAGUCAAGCAAGACCUCUGACGACAGGCCUGCGUACAUGCAGUUCCUGUUCAAUCCUAAUAACAAUCCGAAGUGGGAAAAUUGGGGAAUACUGGCGCUGGCACUCUUCGGAGGAAUUUACGCAUACACAUUCUCGAGUCCUGCCAAAGAGCUGGUGUACAUGGAGUUUGUGAAUGACUACCUGACGAAGAACAGAGUGAAGAACAUCACAAUCAUCAAGGACAAAAGGUCUGACGUAUUCAACUACAGAGCAGAUAUUGAGACAAUGGAAGGGGACAAAUUCUACAUUACUCUUGGAUCAGUCGAUAAUUUCUUAGCUAAAAUUGAUUUGAUUCAGAGAGAAAUGGGCAAGACUCCACAAGAGUUUGUUCCACUCAAAUAUUCUAAUGAGAGCGAACAAUCCAGCUCUAAUCUCUUCUUGAAUAUCACAAUUGCAGGGUUAUUCGGGCUCUUCAUGUACCAAAUUUGGAAGGGCCGAACUCCCAAGAAAGGUACUGGUAGAAAGGGAUCUUCCAAUAAUUCAAAAUCAGGAGGAUUCAUGGGCGGAGGCGGCCUUGGAAGCAUGAUGAAUGUCGGUAAAUCUAAUGUGCAAAUCUACGGAAUUGACAAGAAGAUCAAGACUAAAUUUAAGCAUGUAGCUGGACUUGAAAAUGCUAAAAUGGAGAUUAUGGAGUUUGUGGACUUUUUGAAAAAUCCAAAGAAAUAUCAAAAGCUUGGUGCUAAAAUUCCGAGAGGAGCACUUCUCAUAGGUCCUCCAGGAACUGGUAAAACAAUGCUCGCCAAAGCAACAGCUGGUGAAGCAGGAAUCCCAUUUAUGACUAUUUCAGGAUCAGACUUCGUUGAAAUGUUUGUGGGAGUCGGAGCCUCAAGAGUAAGGGACCUCUUCAAGAAGGCUAGAGAAAACUCUCCAUCAAUCAUCUUCAUUGAUGAAAUCGAUGCUGUUGGUAAAAAGAGACAUGGAAAAUUCACAGGAGGAAAUGAUGAAAGAGACAACACUUUAAAUCAGCUUCUUGUAGAGAUGGAUGGUUUCGGAACUGACUCUGCUGUGGUAGUCUUUGCAGCAACAAACAGAAAAGACAUCCUUGAUUCAGCCUUGCUUAGGCCAGGAAGAUUUGAUAGAACUAUUGAAAUCAAUCUUCCAAAUAUAGAAGAAAGAGCUGAAAUUUUCAAAGUUCAUCUCAAAAAGGUCAAAUUGAAUGAAAAAUACGAUAUUAGCGAAUACGCCAAAAAGUUAGCAGCAUUAACUCCUGGAAUGAGCGGAGCAGAUAUUUACAAUGUCGCCAAUGAAGGAGCCAUCCUUGCCGCUAGAGCAAAUCUUGGAGCAAUCACUCUCCUUCAGUUCGAGCAAGCAACAGAAAGAGUAAUUGGAGGUCUUGAGAAAAAGACAGUGAUGAGCGAAACAGAGAGAAGAACUGUAGCUUAUCACGAAUCUGGCCAUGCAGUUGCUGGAUGGUUCUUAGAAAAUUCUAAUCCUCUUUUGAAGAUCACAAUUAUCCCAAGAACUAAAGGAUCUCUUGGAUUUGCUCAAUAUCUACCAGAAGAGCUUUCUUUAUACACCAAAGAGCAACUUUAUGACAUGAUCAAAGUUGCUUUGGGUGGAAGAAUUGCUGAAGAAAUCUUCUUUGGAAGGAUCACAACUGGAGCAUCAGAUGAUCUCAAGAAAGUAACUCAAAUUGCCACAGGAAUCGUAACCACAUACGGAAUGAGUGACAUGGGAUUAGUGAGCUAUCACCAAGAGGAAGGAUACCAAAAACCAUACUCUGAAAAUACUGGCUCAAAGAUUGAUGUUGAAGUUAAAAAUAUAAUUGAUGAAUGCUACAAAAAUACUAAAGUACUUCUUGAGAGUAAGAGAGAACUCAUUGAGAAACUCGCAGAAAGGCUCCUUGACAAAGAAGUAGUUUCACUUCCAGACAUCAUCGAAUGUCUUGGAGAGAGACCAUUCCCCAUGAAAGAAAACCUUAAAGAAUAUCUUGCAGAAAUUAAAGAGAGACAGAAAGAGGAGAAAGAAGAAGCUGCCAAGAAGGAGGAAGAAGGUAAAGAAAGCGAAGAAGGUGAAAAAAGCGAAGAAUCUGAAGAGGAAAGUACUGAGAAUGAGGACUUAAAAGAAGAGAAAUCAAAAUAA